Messenger RNA from Trichoderma aggressivum f. europaeum, 960 nucleotides. RefSeq lists its product as uncharacterized. The coding region runs from base 1 to 960 and encodes 319 amino acids. The transcript has 4 exons. The record is from RefSeq and is a predicted model, not a curated record. NCBI's taxonomy places the organism in Eukaryota, Fungi, Ascomycota, Sordariomycetes, Hypocreales, Hypocreaceae.
AUGCUGGUGAGCCACCCAUUCGCCAAGCCUGACUUGGACGCCGCCGCUGACCACAAGCAGUACAUGUACCAUUCUUUGAAUCCGAUGGUAAGCGUCACUGCCAACCCGAGCAAGAUGCUGGCUGCUCUUGCCAGGGAGGUGGCGAACAUUUCAACCUUUACCAAAGCCGUGAUGCUGUUCUGCGACAAGAGAGGUAUCAAGUUUGAAGCCAAUUCGAACAGCGCCCGCGCCGCCACCCAAAGCAAGUCCACCAUCGUAAUAUCAUCUACGGUCAUCAGCCAAAAGACAUGCGCAGCGCAGGCCUUUCGGAUGCCCGUCAACAUAUACUACUUCGGCCGAUCGAGUGCCGCCUCUCUGUACGAACAAACCUCACAAUUCAGGAAACGACUUGACGAUAUACACCAGCUUUCAAGUUCUCAACCUCACCAAAACUCAAUGGUGCUUUGCCAGCGCCACGCCGAGAUCAACCAGUUUACCAACAUCCAGUCUGGUUAUGGCGUUCUAUUCAGCCCGCAGCGCGCGGCCGACCAGGUGAUUUCGGCACUGGGCACGUUCAACAGCCGGUUCUUGAAGAUCCGGUCACAAAAGAAUGAUAACGACCUCUUCAAAUUGAAGACACACAUGCACGAGAACAGCAAUCCUGAUCAGCGCUUACAUCAAAGGACGAGUACUUUCAGUCGCUACAAAACGCCCGAAGGAGCAAAGCUGUCUUUGUUUGCUUCGAGAGAUGCAAGUGCCCAAGAAAGGUUUCGAAAGAAGGUUUUGAAGGCAUACGAUGCAGUGGAUGAGGAUGUGCAGUGUACAAAGUCCUGGCGCAUCGCGUACUUUGCAACACCACACAAAGACUAUAAUAUCGCCCAGAACCUCCGCGGCCGACCUCGCCUUCCCAACAACGAGAAGAUGACUGUGCCGUUGGGACUCAGGGUUGAAGACGUUCAAGAUGAACUUCAGCAGCUGUAG